Messenger RNA from Saccostrea echinata, 3180 nucleotides. Its product is annotated as serine/threonine-protein phosphatase 2A 65 kDa regulatory subunit A alpha isoform-like. Gene Ontology annotation, cellular component: protein phosphatase type 2A complex; cytoplasm. Gene Ontology annotation, biological process: protein dephosphorylation; nucleobase-containing compound metabolic process. Lineage: Eukaryota; Metazoa; Mollusca; Bivalvia; Ostreida; Ostreidae. The transcript is spliced from 20 exons. The coding region runs from base 46 to 3165 and encodes 1039 amino acids. Gene Ontology annotation, molecular function: nucleic acid binding; protein phosphatase regulator activity; 3'-5' exonuclease activity. The record is from RefSeq and is a predicted model, not a curated record.
UUUUCGUUGAUAUAAGCGACCUGUCCCGAUUUGUUACAAUUCAAAAUGGCUUCCAGCGAGACGACCGACGAAUCUCUCUAUCCUAUUGCUGUGUUAAUAGACGAGCUCAGAAACGAAGAUGUCCAGCUUCGCCUUAACAGUAUCAAGAAACUGUCCACAAUAGCACUUGCUCUAGGAGUAGAGAGGACUAGGAGUGAACUUAUUCCAUUCCUCACAGAUACUAUUUAUGACGAGGAUGAAGUUCUAUUAGCCCUGGCAGAACAACUUGGUAACUUUACUCCUUUGGUCGGUGGCCCCGAGUAUGUUCACUGUUUACUGCCCCCUUUGGAGAGCCUCGCUACAGUGGAGGAGACAGUGGUUCGAGAUAAAGCCGUGGAAUCUCUGAGGAACAUCGCGACCCAGCAUUCCCCAGCUGACCUUGAGAAUCACUUUGUGCCAUUGGUCAAGAGAUUAUCAGCAGGAGAUUGGUUCACAUCCAGAACUUCAGCUUGUGGACUGUUUGCUGUUUGUUAUCCAAGAGUUUCCUCAUCAGUCAAAGCAGAGCUCAGACAACACUUUAGAAAUCUGGGUGGAGAUGACACCCCUAUGGUCCGUCGUGCUGCUGCAGGAAAGUUGGGAGAUUUUGCUAAAGCUGUGGAGAUAGAGUAUUUAAAGUCAGACCUAAUCCCUCUAUUUACUGCACUGGCCCAGGAUGAACAGGACUCUGUCCGUCUCUUGGAUGUGGAAGCCUGUGUCAGCAUUGCGUCCCUCUUGCCACCAGAGGAUGUAGAACAGUAUGUAAUGCCUACACUACGACAGGCUGCCGAUGAUAAAUCCUGGAGGGUCAGAUAUAUGGUCGCAGAUAAGUUCACAGAGAUACAAAAAGCAGUGGGUCCAGAGAUCACCAAGACCGACCUUGUGCCAGCGUUCUGUAGUUUACUUAAGGACUGCGAGGCUGAGGUCAGGGCAGCAGCCGCUCACAAGGUCAAAGACUUCUGUCAGAAUUUAUCCCCCGAUGUUCGUGAGAGUGUUAUAAUGACUAACAUUCUACCAUGUGUGAAGGACUUAGUAUCAGAUGCCAAUCAACAUGUCAAGUCGGCUCUAGCCUCAGUUAUCAUGGGCCUCUCUCCAAUCCUAGGGAAAGACAAUACAAUUGAACAUUUGUUGCCCCUGUUCCUGACGCAGCUGAAGGAUGAAUGCCCUGAAGUUCGUUUGAACAUCAUAUCAAAUUUAGACUGUGUAAAUGAGGUUAUUGGAAUCAAACAGUUGUCUCAGAGUUUACUACCAGCCAUCGUGGAGCUGGCCGAAGACACAAAGUGGAGGGUCCGUCUAGCUAUCAUAGAAUAUAUGCCACUUUUAGCCGGACAACUGGGAGUCGACUUCUUUGAUGAGAAAUUAAAUUCCUUAUGUAUGACUUGGCUAGUGGACCAUGUGUUUGCUAUUCGUGAUGCAGCCACAGUCAAUCUGAAGAAGUUGGUAGAAAAGUUUGGAGUAGAUUGGGCUCAGCAGACAGUUAUUCCAAAAGUUCUACAGAUGUCUAGGGAUCAGAAUUACCUCCAUAGACUUACCUGUCUGUUCUGUAUCAAUCUGCUGGCCGAGGCAUGUGGACCCGAGAUCACACUGAAAUUGAUGUUACCCACAAUUCUUAGCAUGGCAGGAGACACUGUACCAAAUGUUCGAUUCAAUGUGGCCAAAACAAUACUCCGUCUUGGAAAAAUGUUUGAUCAAAGUGUAAUUCAGCAACAAAUUAAACCUGUUUUGGACAAGAUGAAGGGGGACCCAGAUAUAGAUGUGCAGUAUUAUGCAUUGGAGGCUAUUGAUGAUCUGCUGCGGCCCUCAUCUCCCAGUGUGUACCACGAGAAAGAAGUCGUGACUGAGAUUUCCCGGUGUCGUCAGCUGGUACACGUACUUCAAAGGGAAUGUAUCAUUUCUGUGGCAGGGGAGGGUGUGGCCCUGGGUCGGGAGGGACCACUGACGCUCUUUCUUGUGGGCACCUUCUAUGGGAAGGUCUAUGUGUUUGACUGUUUGGUGAAUAACCGUCUGUUCGACAAAGGAGGGUUACGUUUCCUUCUGGAGAAUUCAAAACUUCUCAAAGUGGCAUUUUCAUGUUGUUUUUUAAGUGCCGCUUUAUUUACACAGUUCGCUGUUCGCCUCCGUAACGUGUUCGAUAUUCAAAUAGCUCAUCUAGUCAUCCGGGAAUUUGAGGGCCGAAAGUUACCAGAACGUUUGACUCUGUUUGACAUGUGUCAGUGCUACUCUGGGGCCGGAAAUCACUACGGGUGGAGGACGGAUGUCAAGGACAUGUAUCUUCGGAAAAUGGGUGAUUAUUGGUCACAGCGACCUUUGACCUGUGAGAUGUUGGAGUUUGCCGCCGAUGACGUCAUGUCUUUCAUCCCAGAAGUCUACAGAAGGCAAUCCGAAUUUCUAGAAGAACACAAACUAAUGCCCAAAUUCAGGGCACGGGUGGAAGAGGAAAUCUUGGUAGAGAUCAAUCAAGAGGUCAAGAACAUGCGCGGUAAAAGAAUUGAAGCCAUAGUAAUGGAGGUGCUGCAUGACCUUGACAAACAGUACAAGGACAAACAAAUUAAGAUAGAGGAGUUGUCAGAGGACCAAAUGUACGCGCUUCAUCUUCUCCAAUAUAACGACGCCUUGAAAAUAUCACCGCGUAUCGACAAGUUAAAAACAGACUACAUAAUGGACGAAAUGAAGGCGGUGGAAAACGACCUUUACACAGACCAGAUGAUGAUCACCAACAGAAACGGCCUUGGUGAUGACCUUAAAAUGUGGGAAAAACAUCCGGAUGAAAAUGUCAGGCGAAAGGCCCGGAUGUUGCGACUGGAUAUUUACAAGUUGAUUCUGAAGGAGAUUGGUCGUCGAUAUUCUGGAUUUUCUGUGCCUCAGGUUUUCAGCGAGCUGGAAAAACAAGCUCUAAGGUCUGUGACCCCAGUGUCGACCUCUGACAUUAACUAUGACCCCUUUGUUUUGGGUCAGCACUGGAUUGUUGUGGAACAUGAUAUAGACCAGGCUCUUUUUAACCUUAGGUUCGGACACCCGCACCUCCAGAUUUCAAAAGAAUUUAGUGACCGACUCAAAUCAUAUGAAAAACUAGAUGUACCAGAAAACAUUCAAAUGAAGGCCAAGCUUCUUCUCACAUUACAGUCUAGUAAAGGAACGACAUAUGGUUGACCCGACAGUUCACAG